CUCUUAAGUGUGAGGCCAUUAUUUAAGGCACUAUGCUUAGAAAGACUAUCAGAUUUGGUUCCAGAUGUGCAGUAUCGCGGUAUCAGUUGCCGAGGCUGAUUAUGUCACCACUGACGACAUCCCUCGACCAUUGAGAAUUCGAUGACCGCGGCGAUGAACUGCCGUCAUUCACGCCUCAGCGUGCAACUAUAUUCUUAGAGGCGCUGCUCACUGAGAACACAGCAUCAACGGCUUCAAACGACGAUUCCGCCAGCGCCAUGGCACCCUCCUUCACGACGCUGCCCACCGAGAUCCUCGAGACCAUAUUCCUGCAUCUCGACCCGCAGUCGCUUGUCUCGGUCUCGCAGACAAACAAAUUCGUCAAGAAGAUCACGAGCGAGCGGUCCAUCAUAUGGCGCCAUUUCUGCAAAACGCACUUCAAUUCAUGGGCGCCGCGCCACAACUUUACCGCCAAAUUCGCCGGUCCGCUCUCUGACGUCGACUGGCGCGCCCUCUUUCUUUACCGCAUCAACGUCAAGCGGGAGACGUUGCGGAAACUCGACCACAUCCUAGGCACUCAACAGGGUCGCAUACGGUACAUCAAUGAGAUUGCGGACUUUGGCUAUGAUGCAAAAGAGACAUUACUCAAGGAAUGCGCAUGUCCAGAUGACGCGGAAGACGUGCUGGCGAGGCGGUAUUAUGCCAAUGCUAUACUGGAACGGAUUCAGCGCGAGAUGGCCAUCAAUGUUUGGAAAGACUUGUACAGCGGCAAGGACAUCCCUAUUGAAAAAGCUCUGGGCGCAUACGACAUGUUCGCCAGGACAGGCGGAGAUGUAGAUUUCGAUGCCAUAACCGAGGAUCUAGACCGGAUUCAGCAGGCGGUGUUGGAGCACCAUCCCGACUUCAGAGAUAUGAGCACACGGACGAAGGCAUCCACGUUAGCUAGCUCGCUCCGUGAACAAGGCUUUGAAGGCGUUCCGGAUGCUGCCCGCAGCGCUCUACGAAACUCCUUCAUUGGAUUAGUGCUGCGCUCGCCGACCCAUGAUUCUCUCCCGCUGAUUUCCGUGGCCAUAUACUGUGCCCUCGCACAGCGUCUCGGUCUGGAUGCGCGUCCAUGCGGCUUCCUCUUCCACGUGUACUGCUUGGUUUAUGCACCUAAGGAUUACACGCUAGAUGGCGACUAUAAGCCCACGAGCUCCUCAGACCUAGACUUCAUGUACUUGGAUCCAUUCCGUUCCUCAGACGAGGUCCGUCAGGGCGACUUGCGACAAGUCCUGCGCGAAAUGGGCGUCCCGUCCUCUGAGCACGCAAGCUUCCUCUCCGACACAAACACACGUGAGAUGGUGCUCCGCACGGCACGCAACAUCAUGAACUCCGUGCAAACAAUCCGCCAGACAGAAGCUGGUGUCUACGGCAUUCACUCCACAUGGCUCGACGCCUACCCAGACAUGGACAACUCAUUCUACGCCACCAUCUGGGCAAUGAUGAUGCUCGGCCCGCGGGAGGAUGAAGCUGGCGGCCUAUCUAACAUCACCUCCCGUCGACGCCAAUACCUGCCCUACCUGCUUGAGCACUUUCAAACGCACUAUCCCUGGGAUGUCACUCUCCUAGAACAAUACGUGAUCCCGCUGUUCUACAACCAGCCCGAGGGUCAGAGGCUGAUGUCAUUCGUGCACUCAAUGCACACCUUGGACGGCAUGCGCAACCCACAAAAACCCCGCCACUCUGGCAGAGAAGACGUGCCGUUCAAGGUUGGGCAGCUAUUCGAGCACAAGCGGUAUCACUACGAGGGUGUCAUUACGGGCUGGGAUGCGUCGUGCGAGGCGGGCGAAGACUGGAUUCUCAACAUGGGUGUUGACCGCUUGGCGCAUGGGCGGAACCAGUCGUUUUACCAUGUACUCGUCUGCGACAAAUCCGUCCGCUACGUAGCCGAAGAAAACAUCCUCCCUGUUGACCCCUCCGUCAAGCCCUCAGAAGCCAUGCUCAAGCUCGCCGGCCGCCACUUCAAGCGCUGGGACGACGAGAACCACGUCUUUGUGAGUAAUGUCCGGGAUGAGUAUCCUGACGAUUAGCUCACGCCUCCCGCGUCGCUGCAGACUGGAUAUGUAGGUGGAGCGAGUUUUACAGAUGACUUCAUCUUGUAGGAUGAAUGGAGCCUGUGUGGGGAGGGAUGUCAGGGUGAACGGGUCAGGCGUGAGUCUAGGCAAAAGGCGUUCGAUACCCACAUUCGCUUCCAGAAUCUAUAUUGCUAUUAAAAAUCAAACUCUUUUCCG
This is a messenger RNA of Trematosphaeria pertusa, 2252 nucleotides long. RefSeq names its product YccV-like-domain-containing protein. Lineage: Eukaryota; Fungi; Ascomycota; Dothideomycetes; Pleosporales; Trematosphaeriaceae. The record is from RefSeq and is a predicted model, not a curated record. The transcript has 2 exons. Gene Ontology annotation, molecular function: protein binding; DNA binding. Bases 258 to 2051 code for a protein of 597 amino acids.